CAAUCAGCGGAGCGAGAAAACCGGGUUGUGUCUCCGUCAAGUGCUCUGCUUUUCCGUCUGCAAGUGACUGACUUCUUCUGAAAGCGUCAUGGAGGACGAGCGUGGAAAGGAGGCGAGUGCUCCUGUUCGGCUGGGGAUUUUACUUCGGCACCUCUUUCCUCCUGGGCCAGCGAGUCCGGCUGGCGCUGUCACUCUCACAUCAUUUCCUACUUCAGCCCAAGUUGCAUCCAUGAACUAUCCAAAACAGUUCCGUUACACCUUGGAUAAUAACCUUCUAAGUCCAGAGCAAAGGCAUUUCUAUGAUGAGAAUGGUUAUCUUGUCAUAAAAAAUCUGGUCCCCAAUGAGGACAUAGAAUGUUUCAGAGAUGAGUUCACAAAGAUCUGCAAAAACGAAAUAAAGGUUCCUGGACUGACGAUUAUGAGAGAUGUGACAAUUGCCAAGUCAGAGUUUAUUCCAGAUCAGAAAGCCGUUUCAAAAAUACAGGAUUUUCAGGAAGAUAAAGAGCUCUUCAGAUAUUGCACCUUGCCUCAGGUAGUAAAAUACGUUGAAUGUUUCACAGGACCAGAUAUUAUGGCUAUGCACACCAUGUUGAUAAAUAAACCUCCAGAUCCUGGGAAGAAGACCUCUCGCCAUCCAAUGCAUCAGGAUUUGCACUAUUUCCCAUUCCGACCUGCAGAUCGCAUUGUUUGUGCUUGGACUGCCAUGGAGAGGAUUGAUCGCAGCAAUGGAUGUCUGGUAGUGUUGCCAGGAACUCAUCGGGGAUCCCUCAAACAGCACGAUUAUCCUGAGUGGGAGGGUGGUGUAAACAAGAUGUAUCAUGGAGUGCAUGAUUAUGAUAAAAAUGUUCCCAGGGUUCACCUUGUUAUGGAGAAAGGAGACACAGUAUUUUUCCAUCCCUUACUUAUCCAUGGUUCGGGCAUGAACAAGACUGAAGGAUUUCGUAAGGCAAUCUCUUGUCACUAUGCAAGUUGUGACUGCCACUAUAUUGAUGUGAAAGGUACUUCUCAGGAGAUCAUUGAGAAAGAAGUUGCAGAAAUUGCAAGAAUAAAGUAUGGUGUAGAUUCACCUGUCAACCUGAAGGAUGUUUGGAUGGUACGAAGCCGUCUUGUUAAAGGAGAGAGAAGAAAUCUUUAAACUUUUGUCUGGAUCCCAAGGCUAGGAAAUGUGCUGCAUUCCUGAACUGCAUGAAAGAAACCAUGACCCUCUACUCAGAUGUGUUCACAAGUUUUGUUCUUGCUGAUUCCUCUGUUACUAUUACGCUAAUAAUAAUAGUUCUGUAGCACACUUAUAUUUGAAAAUUAAUCUGCAAUCUUAGGCACACUUACUUUGGAAGUCGGUUCCCCCAGUGAUUGACUUACAGUGAGAGCAGAGGGACCCCAGCUCCCUCACUCUUGUGUCAGUUACUUCAGCUACUGAGUCUGAAGGCUGUGGAGGAUAUGAUUUGGCUAAAACCUGGGAGAGUGAGGGGCUCUUCUUACCUCCUUCCCCAUAAUUUGAGCACUGAAUAUAGUGGAACUUACUUUGGAGUAAACAGCAUUCUUAAGAUGAUAUUUAACGGAUAACAUCCCUUUGUCUCUAACGGAUGCUAAUCAUGUUGGCUAUUACUGAUUAUAGAUAUAUUUUUAAAGAAAACCACGAAGUUUACUUAAGAUACCAGUUAAAUUAAAAGCCAUAAUUUUAAUUUAACUGAUAUCUCAAGCUUGACUCAGCCUUCCAUCCUUCCGAGGUCGGUAAAAUGAGUACCCAGAAUGUUGGGGGCAAUAUGCUACAUCAUUGUAAACCGCUUAGAGAGCUCCGGCUAUAAAGCGGUAUAUAAAUGUAAGUGCUAUUGUAAGUGCUAUCUUAAAGACAAAGGGAGGUAGACAGAUGCUGCUUUCAUGCCCUUCACCACACUCUGCCUUCAUAAUGGUUGCGGCUCAUUCAGCCAUAGGUUUUAGACAGGAUCUCCCUAUGGGUAUUAAUGAUAUGGUUUCAGAUAUUCAUCGGGAUUUAAUUUUGUGGGGUUUAUUUGCAAAUGUUACUUAUGACAAUUUGCCAUUCAAAACUGCUUUUAGUCCUUGGUGGAAAAUGUACAUUUGAUUAUUCCUCGCUUUCCCAAAGUCAAAAUAAUCUGUUAGCUGUGUCUCAACAAAUGCCUACAGGGUUGGUGUUUUUCUUUCCUUAGGAAUCUAUUGCAUAGUUCAUUUAUUAAAUAUAGAUUUGGGA
Messenger RNA from Hemicordylus capensis (graceful crag lizard), 2206 nucleotides. RefSeq names its product phytanoyl-CoA 2-hydroxylase (gene PHYH). Lineage: Eukaryota; Metazoa; Chordata; Lepidosauria; Squamata; Cordylidae. The coding region runs from base 89 to 1135 and encodes 348 amino acids. The record is from RefSeq and is a predicted model, not a curated record. Gene Ontology annotation, biological process: fatty acid alpha-oxidation. Gene Ontology annotation, molecular function: phytanoyl-CoA dioxygenase activity. The transcript is spliced from 9 exons.